UAUCAUGGGGAAUCACCAAGCUGAGUAAUCUGAGGGAUUCUGAUAAUGUGGAUUUCAUUACAUACCAACUAUCAACCAUAACUCUCUCUGGAAAUGACACCCAGCAUUGGAAUAACGUGCCCCCGGCUGCAUUUCUCAGACUUGCGGAGAUAAAGCAGCACUGACCCCUGCGCCAUUGUGGACGGCUUCAUGUAAGGUCACCUUAGAGAACAAUGGCUGGAAGAUGACUCCUUUAUAGAUGCUGCCGGGUGUGAGUGAAGAAAGAUACACACCCUGCUGCUUUGAUAUGGAUUAGGGUCUCUCUUUAUGCCCCGGGCUUUAUAGACUCCAUCAAUCCGGGAUUUUUGCUACAUCAGCAGCUCCUUCCCCCUCCUAGCCCCGGGAGGCAGCGGCAGCAGCCGCAGGUACUGAGCCCAUGCGCCGCAUCCCUGGUUAUGUGAGCCUGGGUGUAAGCGGACGGGGAACGCCGCAUCAGCACCGCCAGCUAUAAUAACUAGGAAUAAGCAGCAGAGCCCCGGCUCGGACUGGAUGCAGUAGCCGCUGACUAGCACGAUGAUAGUACCCCAGCAGCAGCGCUGUGUAUUCCCAGCUGUGCAGAGCAGGAGGGUCUGAGCCCGGCGCUGCUGCUGCUCCCAGCGUACGUUGCCUAGUGACAGGUGGAUGGGAGAGCUGGGAGUGGCACUGCUGCUGCUGCUGCCUCGCUUUGUAGCUGCACACAGCGCCGGCACACUGCAUCCUGGUCGGGCAGGGAGAGCAGACUUCUCUGGGAAAUGCUUUUUUGGCUUAAGGAAGAAGAGAUGUCACAUCACGAGCUCACGCAGCGGCUGUCCACGGUCAUCACUCAUGUCGAUGAAAUCAUGCAGCAAGAAAUCAGGCCUCUGCUUGCUGUCGAUAUCAUGGAGCAGCUUCACAGACAGUUUGCUACCCUGCCAGGAGGAAGAGGGAACGAUGGAGCACCUAUUAUAACCUUUCCCGAAUAUCCCAGCUUUACCGAGAUUCCUGAUGAUGAUUUUUUGAAUGUUGUUACCUAUUUAACAAGCAUACCCAGUCUCGAGGCAGCCAGCAUUGGGUUCGUCAUCAUCAUCGACAGACGGAAGGAUAAAUGGAGCUCAGUCAAAGCAUCUCUGACUCGUAUAGCUGGAGCUUUUCCUGGCAACCUACAACUGGUUUUUGUAUUGCGCCCAUCUCGUUUCAUUCAAAGGACCAUUGCUGACAUCGGCAUUAAACUCUACAGGGAUGACUUUAAAAUGAAGGUACCGAUUAUUAUGCUUAACUCUGUUUCGGACCUUCUUGGAUACAUUGACAAAAGUCAAUUAACCAUUGAGCUUGGAGGCACUUUGGAAUACAGCCAUAGUCAAUGGAUAAAGCACAGAACUGCAAUUGAGAGCUUUGCUCAAGUUGUGAAAACUACAGCCCAGAGUUUGCAGACAUUUGGAACAAGCCUAGCAGAAACUGAACUUCCAAAUGAUGUCAAUUGUACAGAGGAGCUACUUUUGUCUCAUACAGAACAUCAGACCAAGCUGAAAGAUGACUUAAAGCUAGCAGUGCAACAAGGUGGGACUCUACUCACAUGUAUAAAGGAGCCAGUGUCCAAAGACCCGAACUGCAAACUGACACCGGAUGAGCUAGAGAACAUGGCUACUGUUGAAAGGUUACUGGCUCAGCUGGAUGAAACAGAAAAAGCGUUUGAUCAGUUCUGGUGCCGUCAUCAUCUGAAGUUAGAACAAUGCUUGCAGCUGCGACACUUUGAGCAUGGUUUCAGAGAGCUGAAGCUUACUCUGGAUACACUGAUGGAUGUGCAAGCUGCUUUUACAGACAUAGGAGAUAGUAUGGCACGGGUGGAGCAACUUCUCAAGGAGUUAAAGCAACAGGAGGAGAGAGGACAGGGGGUACUGGAAAAAGCUCAGUUGCAUGCACUUCAUGGAGAUCAGCUGAUACAUAAUAACCACUAUGCGGUGGACUCUAUAAGGCCAAAAUGUAUAGAACUGAGACGCAUCUGUGAUGACUUCACCAAUGAGACCAAGAAAAAGUAUGACAUCCUGGGAAAAUCAUUGGAGUUACAUCAGCAACUCGAUAGGGCUAACCAGUGGUGUGAAGAUGGAAUCUACCUUCUGGCUUCUCAAGCUGUGGACAAAUGCCAGUCACAAGAUGGCGCAGAAUCAGCUCUACGAGAUCUUGAGAAGUUCAUGGGAAGCUCAAGAGGGCACCAGCUGUCUAAUCCAACUGAUUUCUAUCGCAAGUACGAUAUGAUCAUCACCCCUGAAGUCAAGGCUUGUGUUCAGAAAGUGCUGCAGAAGUUGGCUGAUAUUCAGGAAAUGUUUGAGAAGAGACAAGCAAGUUUAAAGAAAUUGGCAGCGAAACAAACAAGGCCUGUACAGCCAGUGGCUCCACAUCCUGAGUCCUCUCCAAAGAGGGCAUCUCCUAAAGCACCUAGGCCAACGUCACUCGCCACAACUCGAAAAGCACCGGAUGUUCCCUGUGUUCCUCCAAAAUCGCUCUCUGAAGCCGAUCUGUCUCGGAAAAGGAAUAAUAAGAAAACUAAAGGUGGAAUAAAGAUUGAAGUCAUGCAUGAAGCAAGUCAAGGCGGGACAAGCAGACCACUAGUAAUGAGUGAAAGUGAGGAAAACCUCUGUACACGAAAAAGUCAUAUCAUUAAUGAGUUAAUAGAAACAGAACGAGUUUAUGUUGAGGAACUUCAAAGUAUCAUAGAGGGCUAUGCAUCAUCGCUGGACAAUCCUGAAAUGAAUCCUUUAAUUCCUGUAGUAUUACAGAACAGCAAAGAUGUGCUUUUCGGAAAUCUUCCUGAAAUCUAUGAAUUUCACAAAAGUACUUUUCUAAAAGAGCUGGAAAAGUGUACUGAAAAUACAGAUUCACUUGGAAGAUGUUUUUUAAAAAGGAAGGAAGACCUUCAAAUUUAUGAGAAGUAUUGCCAAAAUAAGCCAAAAUCGGAAGCACUUUGGAGACAGUGUGCUGAGAGCAUCUUUUUCCAGGACUGUCAACGGAAACUGGAUCACAAACUGUCAUUAGAUGCUUAUCUUUUGAAACCAGUGCAGAGAAUCACCAAGUACCAGUUGCUUUUGAAGGAAAUGUUGAAGUGUAGCAAAAAUUCUGAAGGCACAGCUGAAUUAGAGGAAGCACUUGCUACUGUGCUGGAUAUCAUCAAAUCUGUGAAUGAUUCCAUGCACCAAAUAGCCAUUACUGGAUAUGAGGGGGAUCUUGGAGAGCUUGGCAAGCUACUCAUGCAGGGUUCCUUCAACGUGUGGACUGACCACAAGAAGGUACACAAUAAAGUAAAAGAUCUGGCAAGGUUCAAGCCCAUGCAGAGGCACCUGUUUCUGUAUGCUAAAACCCUGCUCUUCUGCAAGAAGAGGGAGGAGAGCACAGAGGGACAUGAGAAAUCCCCUUCAUAUAGCUUCAAGCAUGCACUAAAGAUGAGUUCUGUUGGUAUAACUGAAAAUGUAAAGGGAGAUAACAAGAAGUUUGAAGUGUGGUUCAAUGGCAGAGAAGAAGUGUACAUCAUACAGGCAUCAACUGUUGAGUUGAAAAACCUUUGGGUUUCUGAGAUUAGAAAAGUACUAACUGGGCAACUGGAAGCAUGCAGAGAAGCCAGUCAGUUGCAUCAGAGGAUAACCGAAAGUGUGUAUCAUGCACCUAUGAAUUCUUCUAUUUCCAGGUCAAAUAAAACAUCUUUGAACAAUCAAACCAAAGCGGAAUCAUCCAGCCAUAAUGCAUCAAAUAACAAGAAUAGAUCCUCAAGUCCAGCUGGUAGGCAUAAAAAAGCCGAUAUUCCUGCCAGUCAUAACCUUGAGCGCUCUGCGCUUGCUAGAAAGAGAUUCACAUUACAGGGUCUUUCGAACCGCAGAGUUCCGCCCAAAGAGUCCGAAUCUAAGGAGAAAGAAGUUACUCGCCGCUUUUCCUUAGCUUCCUCUAUCAGUUCAACAGCUAUUAGAGUUCCUGCUCGGCCUAAAGGUCCACUUGGUCCAGAUGUGAAAACCAAGAGACAUGAGAUAAAGAGUGACCCAACGCCCCUGGGUCUUGAAGGUUGGCCAAGGCAUCUGAAUUCCUUGGAAACAUAUGAAGAUUUUUCCACCAUUCCUUCCAGCAAUGAUGAACUUUCAAAUUCUUCGGAUAUUGAAGAAGAACCCACUAAUACCAAAGGCACUAGUCUUUUUUGCGUUGAAAGCAGUUUUGAGACAUGCUCACCUUCAGCAUUUCCACUACAGCAGGGGGAUGUCGUACAGCUUCAACGGUGUGGAGAAAAUGGACAGUGGUUGGUGAAAGAACUAGUUUCAAAACGGAAAGCCUGGGUACCAUCCAGUAUAUUAACACCAAUAACUGCUGUUAAUCUCUGUCAGAAAGAUAACAGUGCAGCUUACAGUGACACUUGUCAGAUGACAGUGGCAUCUACCAGUAUGAAAGAGAAAAAUAAUGAACGUACAAGAAGUCUUGCAGCGGAACAGAAGGCUGUAAGUUGAACACAUGAGCUGACAUAAUUUUACUUAGCAGUGUAAGUGAUCUGUAAUCGAGUCCAAGCUGCCUCAGAUCCGUGUUGCCUAACCUGGAUCUACAGAUUAGCACAAAAGGGAUGCUGCUUGAAGUUGCGUAGCUUUGAUCAGCAGGAGACAACAUUCGCACAAAAUACUUGUACAUGUUGUGUUCUACAGUGGCCUAUAUUAGGUCUCCAGCGCAGAGGAAUAUGAACUAUGCACUUGGCUCUCUGCAGCUCCUUGUUUCCCGGCAUUGGCAAACUCUUUUCUCCUGUAUAUUGCCCUCUUCUCAUUUACUUGAUUUUAUUUCUUGUUAAAUGCACAGAUUAAAGCUUUACUGCUGGAAUGUUACAGAAGCACCUUGUAAAAAUGUCUACAAAUCCAAAUUCUGUGCAACUUUUUUCAGGUGUUAAACAUGUAUUGCAUCCAUAACACUAAUUUGUAAGUGUAAAUAAGGAGAUGCAAGAUGUACUAUAAUUUCUUUGUAUUUAUUUCCUGUUUAUGUACGUUUGUUGUGGCUUGUUCUUCCCAAGAAUAUAUUAUCAAUUUGCUAAAUUUACAAAAUUACCAUGGCCAACGUUUAACUGCAAAAGAGUGAUUUGCACUUGAAAUCCCAGCUUUCAACUACAGUUUAAAGCUACGUGAUAAAGAAAGGGGUAUUUGACUCAGGGUCGACAGUGUCUAGGUCAACAUACAUUAGGUCAACGCCUAUUGGUCGACAGUGACUGGGUCGACACGGCCAUUAGGUCGACGUUGAAAAAGGUCGACAUGAGUUUUUUAUGUUUUCUUGUCGUUUUCGUCAUAAAGUGACGGGGAACCCCAGUUAGUGCACCGUGCCCCCUCGCACCGUGCCCCCUCGCAUGGCUCGCUUCGCUCGCCAUGCUUCGGGCAAGGUGCCUCGCUUUGCUAGGCACAGGUUACUAUUCCCAAUUGUGGUCCACGUGGAUCGUAAAGUAUGAAAAAGUUAAAAAAAAUUAUUUUAAAAACAAACAAAACACAUGUCAACCUUUUUCCAUGUUGACCCUGUUCAUGUUGACCUAAUGGUCGUGUCAACCUAUUUCCUGUGUCGACCUACUCAAUGUCGACCAAUAGGUGUCGACGUAAUGUGUGUCACCCUAGACAGUGUCGACCUAGAGUCCGGAUACCAAAGAAAGGUAUUUCAAUGUCCACUCCAUUAUAGCUCCAUAGUUACAGAGAAUCGUCACUUGAUACCCAGCCCGUGAAGAGAUUAUUUAUUACUAAUGGGAACAACAAGCAAUUGAAAUUAGUGUGUACAACUUUUGCCAGUAUUUCUACUACUGCUACAUGUUUUUUAUAUUUUAAAUAUUGUGCCAUGGCCAUUGUACUGUAAGACAUGUACAACAUAGAGAGCCAUCAACAUUUCUGAAAUAAACGAAACACUGCUAAGUACUGUACAUGGUCGUUGAAUAUUCUUCGGACUUCUGUGAAUGUUCUUUAAAGAUUCAGCUCUCACAAGUACAACACUAAGAUAAUUUCCUGUGUAUUUCAAGUGUAGAAUGUUUUAAUUGUUUCACAGGGAAUAACACUAUCCUGGAAAACCUGAUUUGAGGGUUACACACUUAUUUCCAACUGAAAGUAUGUAUAUAUUGCUGUAAAAUCUUUUUUCACCUUAUUAAAUUAUAAAUGCUUCAUUACAUUUGA
Pseudophryne corroboree (corroboree frog) is the source of this 6149-nucleotide messenger RNA. It is a transcript of the gene MCF2L2, whose product is annotated as MCF.2 cell line derived transforming sequence-like 2. The coding region runs from base 771 to 4475 and encodes 1234 amino acids. Gene Ontology annotation, molecular function: protein binding; guanyl-nucleotide exchange factor activity. Gene Ontology annotation, biological process: intracellular signal transduction. Gene Ontology annotation, cellular component: cytoplasm. The record is from RefSeq and is a predicted model, not a curated record. Lineage: Eukaryota; Metazoa; Chordata; Amphibia; Anura; Myobatrachidae. The transcript is spliced from 33 exons.